Molecule: messenger RNA, 552 nt
Organism: Penicillium cinerascens
Lineage: Eukaryota; Fungi; Ascomycota; Eurotiomycetes; Eurotiales; Aspergillaceae
Exons: 1
Coding region: 1-552 (183 amino acids)
Source: RefSeq, a predicted model, not a curated record
AUGGAUUUCUGGGAACUGCUACACGGGCUUUUCUGGGUCAGCGGCCCAGGGUUGCUGGCGAUAUUAUUUAAGGGUCAGAGCUUGCCGCCAAAGAAAAGCUCUCGGAAACUAUCUCCUCCCUCUUUGAAAACAAAACCGUUCAAACCAAAAACACUCCUCAGUGUGCUUUUCAAGAUGAGGUAUACCGGCCUUUUGUCUUUUGCCUUGCUCCCACUUGUGCCCGCCGUCGCCGGCUUUGACCAGAACGGCCGCACUGUGACCAUUCAGCUCGCCAAUGAUCAUUCCGGAGUCAAUGCCGACAGAUGCGUCCCCGCCGAUGGCAAGAAAUACCCCGUCAGCGCUUUCUGGAGCAACAGCGCGCUCUCGCAAAACGGUGGAAUCUUUGCCACAAAUGGGCAACUUAUUGCCUAUCCGCAGAAUGCGGCUUGCAACAUUGAAUGCCCCCACGGCACUUUGGGCUUCAAUUCCAGAACCACUUGGCUCUCCUUGGCAAACGGACAACAGGUGGAUAUGCGAGACGCUUUUGUCACGUGUCACGAAAACUGGUGGUAA